AUGGAGCCGGCUACCAUGGCCUGGACGCUGGCGGCGGCCGGUUUCGCGCUGGUGUACUGGUUCGUGUGGGUGAUGGGCGCUGCGGAGGUGCAGGGGAAGCGCGCCGUCGACCUCCAGAUGGGAUCCAUCGCCGACGACAAGGUCGGGGACAGGUAUUCCCAGUACUGGUCCUUCUUCCGCAGCCCCAAGGAGACAGCCGCCGCGGCCACCGCCGACAAGGUGCCGGCCUUCGUCGACACCUUCUACAACCUCGUCACCGACAUCUACGAGUGGGGCUGGGGCCAGUCGUUCCACUUCUCGCCCUCUCUGCCCGGCCGGUCGCACCGGGAGGCGACGCGGGUGCACGAGGAGCGCGUGGCCGACCUGCUCGAGGCGCGCCCCGGGAAGCGGCUGCUCGACGUCGGCUGCGGCGUCGGCGGGCCCAUGCGCGCCAUCGCGGCGCACUCCGGCUCCGACGUCGUCGGGAUCACCAUCAACGAGUACCAGGUCAACCGCGCCCGCUCGCACAACCGCAAGGCCGGCCUGGACGCGCAAUGCGAGGUGGUGUGCGGCAACUUCAUGGCCAUGCCGUUCCCGGACGCGUCCUUCGACGGCGCCUACUCCAUCGAGGCCACCUGCCACGCGCCCAGGCUGCAGGACGUCUACGGCGAGGUGUUCCGCGUGCUCAAGCCAGGGGGCCUCUACGUCUCCUACGAGUGGGUGACCACCCCGCUGUACCGCGCCGACGACCCGGAGCACGUCGAGGCCAUCCACGGCAUCGAGCGCGGCGACGCCCUCCCGGGCCUGCGCCGGCAGGACGAGAUCGCCGCCGUCGCCAAGGAGGUCGGCUUUGAGGUCGUCAAGGAGCUGGACCUGGCGCUGCCGCCGGCGCUCCCCUGGUGGACGCGGCUCAAGAUGGGGCGCCUCUCCUACUGGCGCAACUCGCUGGUGAUCCGGGCGCUCACCCUGCUGCGCGUGGCGCCCAAGGGCGUCUCCGAGGUGCACGAGAUGCUGUACGAGACGGCGCAUCACCUCACCCGCCGCCGCCGAAUAGACAGUAGCAUCACAUGCGCAAGAAUGCAGCAGCGAGUCCUAGCUCUUGCCGCGGGCAGCUAG
This is a messenger RNA of Triticum turgidum subsp. durum (durum wheat), 1095 nucleotides long. NCBI's taxonomy places the organism in Eukaryota, Viridiplantae, Streptophyta, Magnoliopsida, Poales, Poaceae. The record is from the annotation of a GenBank genome assembly.